Messenger RNA from Penicillium cosmopolitanum, 5130 nucleotides. RefSeq lists its product as uncharacterized. The record is from RefSeq and is a predicted model, not a curated record. Lineage: Eukaryota; Fungi; Ascomycota; Eurotiomycetes; Eurotiales; Aspergillaceae. Gene Ontology annotation, biological process: microtubule-based movement; mitotic spindle organization. Bases 1 to 5130 code for a protein of 1709 amino acids. Gene Ontology annotation, molecular function: microtubule motor activity; microtubule binding; ATP binding. The transcript has 5 exons.
AUGACGGCCUCACCGCCAGCCUCACCAACGGGGACCGCCCCGCGGCCCAUCAGCGCGGUGAUGCGCACGCCGCGCAGCAAUAGUCGCAUGAGUAUGAGUAGUCGGCAGGGUGGAAGCCGGGCCUCGGACGAAGAUGGCAAGACCGCCGUCAAAGUCGCUGUCCGAGUGCGACCUCCUCUGAAACCCACCGAUCCCGGAUACGAAUUGAUUCCGCAACGAUUCCAACGCUCCAUGGUUCACGUCACGGCCCCGACCAGUUUGGCCGUCGAUGUGCCGCAAGGCCGCAAGCUCUUCGUUUUCGAUCGCGUAUUCCCUGAAACCGUUGACCAAGAUGGUGUUUGGGAAUAUCUGAAUGACAGCGUAAGCUCGUUCGUCCAGGGAUAUAAUGUUUCCCUUCUUGCCUACGGUCAAUCCGGUGCCGGAAAAUCCUAUACCAUGGGUACCUCGGGCCCUAGUGAGCAAAGUCAAGCAGAGGCAAUGGGUAUUAUUCCCCGUGCUGCGCAAGCUUUGUUCGAGAAGCUCGAUGGCCCCUCCAAACACACCCGCAAUGGCUCAAGUUCAACUGGUCUGCGGACCCCUCAAAGAUACUCCAUGAGUUCCGCCGCUAGCUUUGGGAAACUGAACCUGGAGAAGAACUGGCAGCUCAAGGCGACUUAUGUCGAGAUCUAUAACGAACAUCUCCGCGAUCUGCUUCUUCCCGAAUCCACUGGGAGCAGUGACCGCAGCAACGUUUCAAUUCGCGAAGAUACCAAAGGGCGCAUCCUUCUCACAGGCCUCCACCAGGUCAAUAUUAACUGCUUUGAUGAUCUGAUCGGUGCCCUGAACUUCGGCUCCACUAUUCGCCAAACCGAUUCCACCGCGAUCAACGCCAAAUCCUCCCGCUCGCAUGCUGUUUUUAGCUUGAAUCUCGUCCAGCGGAAGUCUAGUGGUGUGCAAGCAACUUCUUCUCCGAAAGAAAAGCGCAUGUCUAUGCCUGUUGAUUCCUUCUCAGGCGGUGAUUCCAUCACUGUUGAAAGCAAGCUCCACUUCGUCGAUCUGGCUGGUAGUGAGCGUUUGAAGAACACCGGUGCCUCUGGUGAGCGCGCAAAGGAGGGUAUCUCGAUCAAUGCUGGUCUCGCGGCUCUCGGAAAAGUCAUUUCGCAGCUUUCUUCUCGCCAGUCCGGCUCUCAUGUUUCGUACCGUGACUCAAAACUCACCCGUCUUCUCCAGGAUUCACUGGGCGGCAACGCUUAUACCUACAUGAUCGCCUGUGUGACCCCUGCUGAGUUCCACUUGAGCGAAACUCUCAAUACUGUUUCAUACGCCCAGCGCGCUCGUGCUAUCCAGAGCAAGCCCCGAAUCCAACAAGUUGCCGACGAGGGGGACAAACAUGCUUUGAUCGAACGCUUGAAAGCCGAGGUUGCAUUCCUUCGACAACAGAUCCGCAAUUCAGAGGGAUCAGAACGCCGCGACACAACCUCAACUGACCGCAGCGACCGCAAGAACGAGCGAGAGAUUCAGCUGCAAAACCAACUUCUCGACGUCCAAGAGAGCUAUAAUGCCCUCAGCCAGCGCCAUACCAAGCUGAUUUCUCAUCUGGCCGACGAUAACCAGGCCGCCAACGGCGAGGUUGAUGAUACCACUGUUGAUGGAAAGAUGUCCAUUGAGCGAAUGCAGCGAUCGCGCUCCUUCGCCGAGUCUGUGGAGCAGGUGGUUCUCGAAUACGAGAAAACCAUCCAAGCCCUCGAGUCCUCCUUGUCUGACACGCGAUCCUCUCUAGCAACUACUGAAAGCACUUUGCUUGAGCGAGAGACUAAAUGUACUUAUGUUGAGACUGUUAACGCACAGUUGCAGUCCCGCAUUCAAAAAUUCUUAGAUCGGGAGGUGGGCACUGAGACCUACCUCCAUGAACUGGAGUCUAAGCUCGAUGGUGCCUCUACCGGAGAGGAGAAACAUGCGGCUAUCGUGGCCGAGCUGCGCAAGGAGAUCAGCCGCGCACGUGAAAAUGAAACUAGCUGCGAGGAAUACAUCUCAACAUUGGAGGACCGCCUGGCCGAAUCUGACCAAGACAUGGAGCUAAUGCAGCGCGAGGUCAUCCGCCUCGAGCAUGUCAUUCAGCGCCAGAGAGGCCUUGGGCAGCUGGAUAAUCUGCUUCAGGACCUUGAUUCGCGCCACCACAAUGCUGACGAACAGCCCGAAGCCCCCAACGGUGUCAAUUCUUCCUAUGCUCCCGUUCCUGCUAAGACUCAGUUCCACCGACACACCCCAUCCCUGGAUGUUCUGAACGAAGCCGUUGAAGUAGCCAUCCCCGAGUCCGAUGAGGAUCUUGGCGAGCCGAUUAUUGAGGUUGACGAGGAAUCGGUAGCCGAAGUUGAGCAGCCCGCCAGCGAGACCAGCGAUGACCUGAGAGUCUUGGAGAAUGUCACCAGCAAAUUGGAGGCCCGUCGCUCGGAGGCUCUACGUGAAGACCCUGUUACUAGCCCUGCCCAAUCUCAGUUUGUUGCCGACAAGCUUGAGACUGUUACCCAGGAGCUUUUCGACUUGCGCCUCUCCCAUGAAGGUGCUCUUGGGGACUAUGAGUUGCUUGAAUCAAAGUACGAAGAGGCCAUGAAGGAACUGGCUGCGCUGCGCCAGGACAAGCUUGAUGAAACACUUCAUCCGGCCCCGAUCUGGAGCACAACAUUCAUUCUCGCAAUCGCUCUCCUCGGAAUUAUCCUCGGCGAGGGAUCGACUGCAUUGCGCGAAUCAUCUGAUGACUCGAAACUUGAGAACCCAGAGACUCCAGUCACCCCGAUGGCACCUUCCACCAUCGCGCCAUCUGACGCUGAGGACCUGGACAGGAUGCGCAAGGUUCUUGCCGAGCAUCAGGAGGGCACGGAUUUGAUGACUCAGAAGUAUGGUCAGCUCCAGACUGAGCAUGAGGAGAUUCUUCUACUUGUUGAAAAGCUUAAGGCCGAGGCCGAGGCACAGCGCGCUAAGACAAGCUCCCCUACCACUCCUGGCUUCAAGAUGAUCCGCCGCAUGACAAGCCAAAAUCUUCUCUCCGGCGUGGACCGUGCUCACCGUUCUCUGACAUCGCUGCGUACCAUUGCGAAUGAGGAGUUCUCCAGCAAGCCGGAGACGCUACAAAACUUCGAGGUUCACCUGGAUGCGACUAUGCACGAACUGGCCACCCGCAUGGAGCGACUGCAGUCACUCGAAGCUGAAAACCAGAGCGUGAAGAAGGAAAUGGAGAUGAAGUCCACUAUCAUUUCCGGCCUGACCCGAGAGCGCUCGAGUUUGCAAGGUGGCUCCUCUGUGGACAUGGGUAUGGUCGGCCAAUUACGUGAUCAGAUCAUUGCCCAGGAGAACCAAAUCAAUGAGCUUAAGCAAGCGCAUGAAGCUCGCGAGAAGCAGUUGUUGUUCGAGAUGGAGACCCUUGAGGGUCUUCUAAAGAGCCAAGAGUCUGCCACUAAGGCCAUGGAUGCUGGCGCGGAAGAGCAAGACAAGAAGAUUGACGCUCUGGAAGGGGAACUUUCCGAGUGGAAGGGCAAGCACCAAAAUGCCCUUACAUCUCUGCAGUCGUCUGAGACACAGCUCUCGACAACUCUAGCCGAACUUGAGACUGCCCUGGCUUCUGUAGAAGCAAUGCGCUCUGAGCGCGCUGCUGCGGAUGGCUCUUCCGACAGGGAAGCUGCUGCACAGGCCCUUGAGUCUGAACGAUUCAAGCAACAGGAGCUUGUGGAAAAGCUGAAGAACGACAUUGACCAGCAUCAAUCCACCAUCACCGCCCAGAUCGCUACUAUUGCUGGCUUGGAGCAAUCACACGCCGACGCUCAAAAGCAACUAUCUGCAGCUAAGGAGAGCGGCAGCGGCUCGGCAGACUCCCAGCAGGCCCGAGUUGCGGAGCUUGAAGAGCAUAUCUCUAUCCACAAGUCGGUCAUUGAUACCCACAAAUCUGACCUCGAAUCCCUGCAGAGCUCCCAUGCCACGGAACUGACAGAGUUGGAGGAACGAACCAAGGCUGCGGUUCUGGCUGAGCACGAGUCUCGCAUCGCCGAGAAGGAUGCCGAGCAUGAUAGGUCAAUGGCGGCUUUGCAGAAGGACAUUGCUGACUCGCGCGAUGAAUUGGUCAAGCUCAUCGGAUCCGUCUCAACUCUGCUCAGCACGGAUGUUACUGCCGAGAAUAUGACUGACCAGAUUCAAGAUGUUCUGGCCCAGAAACAGCAUUUCUCUGAGAAGUACGCGGAGUUGAUGGACACUAAUGAGGAUCUUCGCAAGCAAAUUGAAAAUGUAAAUGUCGAGGAGUUGACAAAGAAGAGCUCCACCCAGGAUGCCAAGGUUAACGAGCUGGCUCUCUUGGUCGCAACACUGGAGGACACUCUUCGUCAAAAGGACGAGCAGGUCAAGAAGAAGGAGGCGCUAGUUGAUGAGAUCACUCUCGAGAAGGAGAAGAGCGUUCGCUUGGUCGAGGAACUCGAGGAGCAGAUUACCAACAGCUUUGACCAACACCACAACCGUCUCUCGGUUAUUCAGCAAGAGCGCGAUCAGGUCCUGGAGGAUACCAAGGCUAGAGUCGUUGUUCUUGAGAAGGAAAUUGAGACCUACCAAGUGCGAAUUGAGCAGCUGGAGCUUCAAAUCAAGAACAGCGGAUCUCAGGAUGGUGCCCACGACCGAAGCAGUUCCCUCACUUCCAAUCUUCGGAAGAGCUCAUCUGCUGCGUCCCUGCCCUCUCCUCCUCCAGCUAUCCCUCUCCCUCCGCUCCCCUCUAUUGCCUCUGGCAGUGUCUCCCCACCCGGUUCUCGCCAUGCCAGCAGGGAGCUGGUGAAUGCCCAGCUCGUUGAGGACCAAGAAACUCGCAUCCGGACGAUUGAGAAGCACCUCUAUGCUGAGAAGCAACUUACCGCUACCCUCGAGGAAGCUCUUGGUGACCUGGAAGCUCAAAGCAGCAAGGUCAAGACCGACUGCGAGGGCUGGAAGAAGAAGGCCUGGGGUCUUGAGGACGAACUGUCCACCCUUCGCAAGGAGCGUAACUCCGCCCGCCUUUCCCUUCAGGCCGUCGAAGAAGAGCGCAGUGCCCGCAAAGAGGCUGAGGCGGCGCGUGCCCAAUUGGAAGAACGGAUGAACGCCCUCAACAAGAAAAAGAAGAAGAGCACCCUCAACUGCUUCUAA